Messenger RNA from Colletotrichum abscissum, 261 nucleotides. RefSeq lists its product as uncharacterized. The record is from RefSeq and is a predicted model, not a curated record. NCBI's taxonomy places the organism in Eukaryota, Fungi, Ascomycota, Sordariomycetes, Glomerellales, Glomerellaceae. The transcript has a single exon. The coding region runs from base 1 to 261 and encodes 86 amino acids.
AUGAGUGUUCCGUCGAACCUUUUCGUCUCGGAAAACAGUGCAGUCCAGGAGUCGAGCUUUCUGUCCACACAAGACGUUUCGAAGCCCGUGAACGACCUCCAAUUCGUUUUCUCGUCCUCGCAUGGCACCUCGGGAAUUCAAACCAGAGAAUCCGUUGACAUGCUCAUCGCAGAGCUUCCGGACGGUACCUGCCCUGACCACCUGAGGACGUGGACGUUCAAGGAAGGAGACGAUACUGUGAAAGAGGACGAUGCUGUGUAG